Molecule: messenger RNA, 582 nt
Organism: Strongylus vulgaris
Lineage: Eukaryota; Metazoa; Nematoda; Chromadorea; Rhabditida; Strongylidae
Source: the annotation of a GenBank genome assembly
GUUAAUUCAUAACAAGGCUCCAAUCAAUCACUGUUCUCAAUAUUUGAUUUCAGUAUGUUGCAUCGGAUCUCUAGUCAUGUCGGCUUUUAACAUGUGGCACUCUUACGCUGUCAAAAAGACUUUCAAGCAAUCGUCGCUAUAUGAGGCUUUUCGACCUAUAUUCUCGAGCGUUGCAUUGUUUGCAAUCUCCUUAACAUGGGCUGCGCUUUCUCCAACAGACGUUUGUUCACAAGAUCCGCGAUGCCGCCUGAUUAUUGCACAAAUGUCUAAUCACCGAUGUGAAGUUAUGAACAUGCUUUUGGUGCUCUACGCAAUGUUUGCGGUGAACUCAUAUGGUCAUUCAACAAUUUACUUAGGAUUGUCUUUCGUGAUGCCAUAUAUGGAGCUUGUCUUUCUUCGAAUAAUGUGUUUCCUUGUUGUUGUCCUUCAUGUACACUAUGGUGUUUGUGUGGAUACGGUCACUUCUCCUAUUUCCUAUUUCACUCCCAUCUCUUUCGAGAAGGAACUUAUGCAAAUUAACGUUCGUCAGCUGUGUGCUCACUUCAAGAUUCAUGCAUUGGAUAAUACAUUACUAGAAUAGUC